This is a messenger RNA of Trichechus manatus latirostris (Florida manatee), 7428 nucleotides long. It is a transcript of the gene RBPJ, whose product is annotated as recombination signal binding protein for immunoglobulin kappa J region. Gene Ontology annotation, cellular component: nucleus; MAML1-RBP-Jkappa- ICN1 complex. The record is from RefSeq and is a predicted model, not a curated record. Lineage: Eukaryota; Metazoa; Chordata; Mammalia; Sirenia; Trichechidae. Gene Ontology annotation, biological process: Notch signaling pathway; regulation of transcription by RNA polymerase II. The transcript has 11 exons. Bases 3379 to 4839 code for a protein of 486 amino acids. Gene Ontology annotation, molecular function: RNA polymerase II cis-regulatory region sequence-specific DNA binding; DNA-binding transcription activator activity, RNA polymerase II-specific.
UUCUCCCAUGAAGUGGCUGGUGUAGUCAAUCUAUUAGUUAGCAGCCAAGCACUUAACCACUCACUGGGCCACUAGGGCUCCUUCAGAAUGAGUUACACAGAAGAGUUAUACUGUUAUUGUUGAAGAUACUUAAAAAAAAAAAAAAAUUUAAAUUUCCUACUGUAAUAGUUUUGAACUCUCAAAUAUAGUAAUGGUAAUGCUCCAAGAUUUUCUUCCGGCAAUUUAAAAAAAUGGUGUUAAUUGGUUUCUUGUUGGAUUCAUCUAAUUUGUUAUCAGACAUUGGCAUAGUAGUUCAGUUUGUCAGUUCUGUAGUUAGUUAGUUUUGGAAUGCAGUGUGAAUGGAUGGUUUCCAGUCAGAUCUUGUAGUUGCUUAAGAGUUUUCCUGUCCUUAAUUUGUUUUGUUUUUUUUCUGGUGCUUUUUGUUACUGUUUCAGUUUAAUCAUGAGCUGUACAUCUGCUUCUCUAUCUUUAUUAUCACUGAUAACCUGACUUAAUAGCUUCACUUCCCUCAGCUGAUAGAUGAUGUCUCUUCCUAUGAGGAUAAGACUGGUAUCAGUCCAUGGAACAGGAUCAAAUUGGGAAAACUUGACAUUGUACUCUCUUAGGAAAAAUAUCUUUCAUGUUCAUUUUUAACUAAAACUUAGAUUGCUAAUUGCUGUGCUAUUUAAGUCAACCUUAAAAGAUCUUCAGAUGUAUAACUUGAUGGGAGUAUUGGAGUUCAUUUGUUGGAAUCAAGUGAAGCUUCUGAUUUGGGUGAUUAAAUACGAUUCUCAUCCUUUUUGGUGGCUACUUAGUAAAUAUGUGUAGUCUCUUGCUAAAACAUAGCUUAAAAACAGUUUAUAUUCAUUGAUUGCAUUUUAGUUGAGAUGCAUUUAUAAAAUUAUUGCUAUAUCAGCCAGGUUGAAAAAUAAACUGUGUUGGACUUGAUUUCUUCUGGGAGAUAGAUUGUUGUAGCCACAUGAGGAUGGGUUUUAGAAUUGGACAGAUGGAAGACUGAAUAUAUCCCACCACUUUUAGUCUCAGAUGUGUGAUGUUGUGUAGGCUACUUAAAUCUCUCUCUGCCUCAGUCUCCUCACCUGUAAGAGGAGACAACCAGUCUUAAUGAAUGGUAGAACAGGAUGAAAUAAAAUAAUGUAAACUGCUUAGCAUGGUACUUGGUAUACUGUCAAUAAAUGUUAGCUUCAGCACAUUGCCAUCCCCCAGUGAUAUUCUCAGAUUGUGGUAGAAAGUAUGCUGAAAUUUCAGCUAGAAAAUCUAGAUUUGCAUCCUAAUUCUUUUCUUUUACUGUAUGUGUUUUCUUAGGUCAGCCAUGACCAUGGAGUAUAGAGUCUGUUUUCUCAUCUGUAAAGUAGGGUUCUGAAAAUUAAAUGAGUGAUGAGUACAUGCUUCAACCGUAGGCUUUAGAUAAACUGAUGAAAGGAAAUAGUGAAAGCCAAGAUUGAAAAUGUAGGCUGGAGUUUUUGCUUUUAUUCUUUAUCAUCUAAUGUAUUUCUAUCUUGCUUCAUUUCUCAGUGCUUAACAUUCUUUCUGUGAAGGGUAGAGGUGUGCUUCAAGAACAUCAACCUGAUAGUUGUAUGAAGGUUAGGUUUGUUUGGAGGAGCAGAGAGUAGGAAGCUAUGUGGAUAUCCUUCCAGAAGGUGGUGUACAUAUAUAGAGCCAUUAGUGAUUUGAAGCAGGAAUGGGGAGGGGGCAGGGUGUUGCACUAACAUGGUCAAAUGAUCAGUUUAGAAAGAUGACUGUGGCUGCAGGGAUUUUAUUGGUCCAGUUCCGUUGUUUCUGUUCUUCGUUUCUUUCCUUCUACUCUGGUAGAAUUCUUUCUUAGAUGCAGUUCUGCCACUAUUAUCAGCGUUCUGAAGAGUGACCUAUAUUUUGUACUCUGUGUUCCCCAUUGUUGUUAGUUGCCAUUGAAUUGAUUCUGACUCAUGGUGACCGCUUGUGUUGCAGAGUAGAACUGCUCUCUAGGGUUUUCUUGGUUGUAAUCUUAAUGGAAGCAGCUCGCCAGUCCUCUCUUCUACGGUACCGCUGGAUGAGUUUGAACCACCAGCCUUUAGGUUAGCAAUCAAGCGCAAGCCAUUUGCACCUCCUAGGGACUUUGGAUUCCACAUAAGCUAUAAUAAAUCCACAUCUCAGAAGUAUAUUUUCUCACAGUGGACUUGAAAGUUUUCAUCAGUUGAGUCUAUCCUUUGAAACAGGAAAUAGUUUCCACUUUCCUCUCAGCACAUGCUCUUUAGCCCUAACUGGGAAACUUCCGUUCCCUGUCUGUUGGCCUUUACAUGAGCCGUUCCCUGUACAUGGAAUAUAACUGAACUUUCCCAUCUGCUUUCUUUUCUUGAAAGUCCUUUUUAUGACUGACUUUUAUUAAAAAUUUUCCAAUCACUCAUUCUAAAAUACUUUUAAUUGGUUUAUAAUAGUAAAUGUGUGUGUAUUUAUUGGUAAGUUAUCAAUUUGUUUUGCUUUUUUUGUGUAGCUUGAAUAUUCUUUCUCGUAAUUGCAUACUACCAAACUUGAAACAAAAGCAGGGUGAAUUCUUAGUAGAUUUUAAAUGUGAUAUAUGUGUGUGUAUACCUAAUGUAUCAUUUUAAUAAUGAAAUUUUUUUAUGUUUGUAUGUAAGAAAGGUGAAGUAAGGUGAGAAGGGAAAAAGGACAGAUAGAUACCUGGCAAGGUGAUCACAGAGAGGCAGUAAAACUUGGUUGUUAUUAAUUGAAGUAAACUUUAGCAACUGAAGCUCUUUUCAGUUUAAUGGCUUUCCUGGAAUUAAAAUGAUUUAGUAAUAUUAAUACCAGGAGGAGCAUUGUUUGAAGGAGCUCCUGCCCUAAUUCCCUUUUAUACAGGUGUAUUAGUGACCUCCAGCUCUCAUUUAACACAGAGUAGGACAGACAGUUGGUCAUUUGGAUACUGACCUGAUAUGUACCAAAUGUUCAGACCUUUUUUAACUUGUUUUCAUUCCUUGAGAAGAAUGCUGAAGAAACAAUUGGGGCAGAGAGAUUUGUGAGGUUUCUAAAGUAAGAUCUUCAUAAAGCAAGGGCUGUCACUGACCAUUAAGCGUGUACUUCAUCCCAUUUGUACAAGAGUUCACAUAGAAAAUGACUGUGUUGCAUAGUAGUAGCCUCAGCUUCUUUGUUUUUUUUUGGUCAUGGCAGCAGUUAACACAGCACACUAGUAGUUUAACAUACUACCACUUAAGUCCUAUUUUUUGUUUUUGUUUUUUAAGUUAUUGAAAUUAUGAGACUGUCAUUCAAAUGGAAGCAUUAUAGUUCUUCGGAGCCAUUAUGAUCUCAAAAGGAAAGGAGAAUGAUACAGAUACACUGGCUGAGGUGUUUUGAGGUGCAUCGAAGUGUUCCAAACUGUGGCUUACCUUAACAUGUUCUUGAAGUACCAUGGCAUGGAUUAAAAGGAAAUUUGGUGAGCGGCCUCAACCUAAACGACUCACUAGGGAAGCUAUGCGAAAUUAUUUAAAAGAGCGAGGGGAUCAAACAGUGCUUAUUCUUCAUGCGAAAGUUGCACAGAAGUCAUAUGGAAAUGAAAAAAGGUUUUUUUGCCCUCCUCCUUGUGUGUAUCUUAUGGGCAGUGGAUGGAAGAAAAAAAAAGAACAAAUGGAACGCGAUGGUUGUUCAGAACAAGAGUCUCAACCAUGUGCAUUUAUUGGAAUAGGAAACAGUGACCAAGAAAUGCAGCAGCUGAACUUGGAAGGAAAGAACUAUUGCACGGCCAAAACAUUGUACAUAUCUGAUUCAGACAAGAGAAAACAUUUCAUGUUGUCUGUAAAGAUGUUCUAUGGCAACAGUGAUGACAUUGGUGUGUUCCUCAGCAAGCGGAUAAAAGUCAUCUCCAAACCUUCCAAAAAGAAGCAGUCAUUGAAAAAUGCUGACUUGUGCAUUGCAUCAGGAACAAAGGUGGCUCUGUUUAAUCGACUUCGAUCCCAGACAGUUAGUACCAGAUACUUGCAUGUAGAAGGAGGUAAUUUCCAUGCCAGUUCACAGCAGUGGGGAGCAUUUUACAUUCAUCUCUUGGAUGAUGACGAAUCAGAAGGAGAAGAGUUUACAGUCCGCGAUGGCUACAUCCACUAUGGACAGACAGUCAAACUUGUGUGUUCUGUGACUGGCAUGGCACUCCCAAGAUUGAUAAUUAGGAAAGUUGACAAGCAGACUGCCUUAUUGGAUGCAGAUGAUCCUGUGUCACAACUCCAUAAAUGUGCAUUUUACCUUAAGGAUACAGAAAGAAUGUACUUGUGCCUUUCUCAAGAAAGAAUAAUCCAAUUUCAGGCCACUCCAUGCCCAAAAGAACCAAAUAAAGAGAUGAUCAAUGAUGGAGCUUCAUGGACAAUCAUUAGUACAGACAAGGCAGAGUAUACGUUUUACGAGGGGAUGGGCCCUGUCCUUGCCCCAGUCACACCUGUGCCUGUCGUAGAAAGUCUUCAGUUGAAUGGCGGUGGGGAUGUCGCCAUGCUUGAACUAACAGGACAAAAUUUCACUCCAAAUUUACGAGUGUGGUUUGGGGAUGUGGAAGCUGAAACUAUGUACAGAUGUGGAGAGAGUAUGCUCUGUGUUGUCCCAGACAUUUCUGCAUUCCGAGAAGGUUGGAGGUGGGUCCGGCAGCCAGUCCAAGUUCCAGUAACUUUGGUCCGUAAUGAUGGAAUCAUUUAUUCCACCAGCCUUACCUUUACCUACACACCAGAACCAGGGCCACGGCCACACUGCAGUGCAGCAGGAGCAAUACUUCGAGCCAAUUCAAGCCAAGUGCCCCCUAAUGAAUCAAACACAAACAGCGAGGGAAGUUACACAAAUGUCAGCACAAAUUCCACCAGUGUCACAUCGUCGACAGCAACAGUGGUGUCCUAACUACCGUCUUCUUUGCUAGGACUUAACCUGACUUGAGUGCUGCAAAAAGUUGACAAAAAAAAAAAAAAGGAAAGAGAAAAAGUGAACAAUCUUUUGUGGUUUCUUGGGAAAACUUUUCAUAUCAGGUGAUCCUGUUCAGAAACCCCGUUACCUGCAAAUGCUGAUUUGAAAUGCAGAAGCCACAGUAAAACAAAACCAUCAAAAUGUAAAAACUCUAUUGGAAAUUGAUUUUUUUCAGCUGUUUUUAUUUGGUUGGUUGGUUGGUUUUUGUUUGGUUUUGUUUGAAUGGGCAAGAAAUAGAAAUGUGGCUGGAAUAAAACUUAAGCAAACUAGAAGACACAAACCUAACAUAGUUUUUAUGGACCAAGGAACUUGUAUAAGCUUUAGUAAAAGGUACAUGUUCACCAUACCUUUUUUAUAUUACAGUAUAUAGUACACCUUUUGUUACCAAAUAGGUUGUUCCCCUGCGCCCACUUUGAGCUUUUGCUCUAAAGUACCUUCAGGUUCCAAGCCUGACCAUGCUUGUUUAAUCUAAUUACCAUACUCUUCCAGGUUUUUUUGGUCUAAGGCCAGAACCAUUUUUUGUUUUGUUUUGUUUUUUAAGCUGAAGUUAUGACUUUUCAUGAAUUGAAAUUGUUUAGAUUUCAGCAAGUCAAAUCUUGUAAAGGCCUGCAUAUUUUUUUUUAAGAUUAUAUGAAGUCUGUGCAAAAGCUUUAAAAAAUGCCUCUGCCUUGCCUGCAAUACAUGCAAUGUACGUUAACUUAGUCUCUAUUCUCAGACACUGUUGUUAGUUAUUUCUGUGUUUUCUUUUUUAUUUUAAAUGUAUUUAUGGUGGUAAUUCAAGAGGUUCUACCAUUUACAUGAAAUUAAAUGUGGCCAUUUAGUCAUUAAUGAGUCAGUGGCACAGAACCUGUUGGUAUUAGAAGGGUUCUCUCCCCUUUUCCCAUACAUAAAUGCAUCUGUGUUCCAGGAUUUGUUCAGGUUUUUUUUCUCUCUUAAUCUUGUACAUAACUUGUAUUAUGUGUAAGUUAAACAUUUUAUUUUGAACUUGGAAUCUUCCCAGUGAUUUCAUUCAGCAGGGUGUUUUCUGCCUUGUUGGCAUAUGGAAAAAUAUCAUGAGAAGUGUUUGCUACCAGUUGGGUAGAUGGUGCCCCUAUUGUAUAAUGAGGAAAAUCUCAGCAAAAGCAUGUUUUUAUUAUCUUUACCUUUUUUUUUUUUUUUUUGUAGCCUAGGCCAAAACAUCAUUAUACUCUUAAAACAUGCCUUUAUUACGUGUUAAACUGAAAUAGCUGGAAGACAGUACAGUACUUUAGAAACAGAGUUGUAAGAUUAUAAAAAUGCAAAUGUAACUUAUGUCUCCAUUUCUCUCCCCCUUUUUUUGUCUUCUCUCCCCAGUACUGAGCAUCUCCAAUCCUGUAUGUACUCUCAGUUCCCACAAAUGCCUCCCAUUUAGAAAAUGUUUCUUUUCCAUUCAGUUAAGAUUGGUUGCAUUCAGAUUUAUGUUGGCCUUGCAUGCCCAGCUUGCCAUUUUUACAUUGCUCGCAUUCUUGCACUUUGAUUAUGGCUUUGUUUGGUUUCUUAGAAAUUGCAGCAGACUUAUUGGACUACAUUUAGCACGAGAACCACGUGUGUAAUUUUGUAGGACACAGUCUAGUAAUACAAUCAUCCUUCUUAGAGUAAAAACUACCUCUAGAUUGUGGUAAGCUUUUACUGUCCCAUAAAACAGGAGCCACAAGUACCUUACGAGUGCAAAACCAUAAUUUCCUACAGUGUUUCCAUACAGAACGUUUGUCUUUCUGGUGUCCUGGGUUAUUUUGGUAAUGUUUCCAUCUGUAGACUUAAAAAAAGUCAUUAUCAGUGCAUCUUUCUCUUUAAUUUCAGCUUUGCUGUCUUCGUCAUUCACUAUUGUGUUCAGACUAUGCCACUGUAAUGCAAUUUCUAAUAUCUUUUAACUUCUUCCUCAGUUUUUAAGGUAGAGUUCAUUUGUGAAACAUGGUAGGUGGUUAAAUCAAAAUUAUUGUGGUUUUCUCUUACUGCAAGCCUUUUUAAGUACCCACCCAUAGGCUUCAGAAUACUAUUUAGCCUUCUGUUUUCAAAUCUGCUCUAGUCACUAGCUUCUCUCUUAUGAACUAAUUUUGCCUCACUCCUUAAAUCUGUUUCAGUGAACAAGGGCAGAACUCAUUGUGGCCUUAUCUUUGUUUUAACUGUUUACUGGCUUUUACUUGCAGACUUGCUUAUUUAUGAGUGGUAGUUAUUCUCUCUGUUAGUCAUAGAAGUAGUCAUUACACAGUGCUUUUGUUCAGAGUGUGGAAAUACUUUCAGUGCUGCUUUACUUUUAAUGGGCCACACAUUUCCUCCACUUCCUAGGUUUGGUAUUUAGUUGAGAAAUUAUAUUAAAUUAACCAAUAACAGAUGAGAUGCUUUUUAAGAACAAGCUAUUCCAUACCAAGCUUUGCAGCUCAGAAUAAUUUUUCAAGUUCAUGGCUUUAUGAAAAUGAACUUUUGUUUAAUGUUUAUAUCUUAUUUUUUUUAAUAAGAUAAUCUUGAAGUAUUAGACUGUAAAUCCUUUCCUGUUUUUUUUUUUUGAAA